GGGACACCGUUCGUGGAAGUCAUCCCCGCCAUCGACCUGCGCGGAGGGCGUUGCGUCAGACUCCACCAAGGUGACUUCGCCCAGGAGACGAUAUUCUCCGACGACCCUGUUGCCAUGGCCCGCCAGUGGCAGGAGCAGGGAGGUCCCCGGCUGCACCUCGUCGACCUUGACGGCGCAGCUACCGGAGAACCCGCCCAUCUCGAGAUCAUCUCCGCAAUUGUCGCCGCUCUCGACACCCCUGUGCAGGUCGGCGGAGGAAUUCGCACCGCCGACACCGCCCGUGCCUGGCUGGAGGCUGGAGUCGAUCGAGUGGUCAUCGGCACCGCCGCUGUCCGGAACCCCGGCAUGGUCCAGGAAGUCUGUAGUAGCCACGGCAGCGGCCGGGUGGUGGUGGCCGUGGAUGCCCGCGAGGGCAUGGUGGCCGUUCAGGGAUGGCAGGAAGCCAGCGAGGUCAGCGCUCUCGAACUCGCCCACAACAUGGCCGCCCUCGGCGUCGUAAGGCUGCUCUACACCGACAUCUCUCGAGACGGGACCCUUUCCGGUCCCGACCUGGACACCAAUACCCAACUGGUGAGGGAGACCGGUAUGGCGGUGCUGGCGUCCGGAGGGGUAUCGUCCGUUGAGGACAUCCGGCAACUGGUCCCGACGAGGGUCGAGGGGGUCAUUGUCGGCCGCGCCCUUUACACCGGCGCAGUCGCACUUCCUGAGGCAAUUGAGGCAGCGACGGAGCGGGAGGAGGGAAGUGACUGGUGGGGCGACGGAGGGUGA
Geodia barretti is the source of this 768-nucleotide messenger RNA. The record is from the annotation of a GenBank genome assembly. Lineage: Eukaryota; Metazoa; Porifera; Demospongiae; Tetractinellida; Geodiidae.